Messenger RNA from Alexandromys fortis (reed vole), 1188 nucleotides. RefSeq names its product chromosome unknown C1orf185 homolog (gene CUNH1orf185). Bases 1 to 1188 code for a protein of 395 amino acids. The record is from RefSeq and is a predicted model, not a curated record. The transcript has 7 exons. Lineage: Eukaryota; Metazoa; Chordata; Mammalia; Rodentia; Cricetidae.
AUGGAGGUGAUAUCAACCUGCAACUUCCACAGUUCCCUUGGAGAUCACCUUGUCCACAACAGUACCAAGAAGGAGCUGCAGAAGGUUUUUAUGACAUCAUUGCCCUCGGAUUCCGUUGGUCAAAACUCUGUCAUAUUGUUUCACCUAAUGAAAGUCAUCUUAGAACUGGAUUCCUUUCUCUUAGCCUCCGGUUCACAGGGCUGGCGUCUCUUACUCGCCAGUGCCCUCGUAGACCGGCAGACGGGCUCAGCACAAUCUUCGUGCGGUUUUAUACCAUUCUGCGAACAUAGUCUUAGUCUGUCCAUCGCAGCCACUCAGUUUCUGAUCAUAAUGCCUUUCCCGCGGCAUACAAGAAUCGUCGCCCUUCUCGUGUUGCGUCGCUUUUGUGGGGCUGUUUGUAUAGGUUUUAUUAACUUCUUAACCUAUUUUCUGGCUGCUGGUGCCAUUAGUCUGGGAACUGGUUUCUUAGUUUUCUCAUCUGCUUUGUGGUUCCUGAUUUGCAAACGAAGGGAAUUAUUUCGAAGUCCCAACAUUAAAUCAAUUGAUGAAAAGCUGGAACAAAGACUAUACAAACAGGAAGCUAAACCUCAGUCUGUUUUCAUUUCCCGAAACUUUCACACUGGCCAACCUCAACCACAGGUGGAACACAGAGAAAGGGAAGCAGCACAAAUGAAAGGUACUUUUCUCUUCAAUAAGUUGUUAGAAGGAUUUGAGAUCAGGAGAGCUGACCCCACCCCACCCCGUCUGCCGUGUGGUGACAAGGGUGAGGGAGAGAUGCCCUCUCCACCCACCCACCCACUGCCACCCGCGGCAGCAGUCAACUCUAAAGAUGAACUCUGCCUUCCGGACCCUGUGGACGGAGAGUCCCCUGACAUGCUCUCAGUAGAAAAGGGCAGCAGUGUGACAGUGUCGGUCCCUAGCUCUCACUUCAGCUGGAGCAUGGAAGCAGCUAAUGAGUGGUUCUCGAAUGACUCUCUAGAAGUCAAGACUCCCCCAGAGCCUUUACUUGGGGAACCUCUAGCAGAAAAGGUGUUAGCAUACCUGUCAAGCGUCUCAUUAGAAGAACGGCCUAGAAACACAACGAAUGUGACAUUUUGUGGCAUUCAAAAAGAUGAAAACACUGAGGAAAUGUUUUCACAGAGAAACACAGAGGCUGGCAUACACAACCUUCCAUGUGAUACUGAAUAA